Echinococcus granulosus is the source of this 264-nucleotide messenger RNA. RefSeq lists its product as hypothetical. The transcript is spliced from 3 exons. The record is from RefSeq and is a predicted model, not a curated record. Lineage: Eukaryota; Metazoa; Platyhelminthes; Cestoda; Cyclophyllidea; Taeniidae. Bases 1 to 264 code for a protein of 87 amino acids.
AUGAGUGACACUUUGGACAAGAUUAAUAACUCAGAACAAUCUCCUGCUCUGUCCCAAAAUGUUGAUGCUACAACGGAACUAGACAGUUGUGAUGAUACAGUUGAGCCUCCAGUUCCUGAGGAGUAUCUCAGCGAAUAUGCAUUUUAUUGGAUAUCAUCCGAUGCAGUUUUGAGUAAGAGUUAUCAGUUGUUUGGUGCUAUUGUUUGGAAGGAAGUUAUAUGUCACAGUCGCCUAGGGGAAAUACACUUACUAACUGCUGUGUGA